ACCGGAAAUACAUAAAUUGCACUGCAGCACUUUGACUUAUCGGCUUUAGUUUUGAGCAAAUUUCCAGUUAGUUGUUACUCUUGGCUCAGAAAAUAUGGCUUAAUUCGGAAAUAUAACAAAAACCCACGGACUUUUACUGUGACCGGUUUUUAUUAUGAUCUGGUUGAAGCUGUUGUUCACUCCAGAACUUAGGUUGCUUUUAUUUUACAUGAAUAUCGGGCAACAAAGCUAGUUAGCCUCCUGCUACUUGUUGUUGUUGUCAUGGAUGCUGAUUUCCUGCUCGCCAUUCAGCUUCAGGAACAGUUCGACACCGAAUACCAGACUUCCCAGAUCCCACCGGACUGUUUUCUGGAUAAUGACUUCGGACAUAGCAGUAAGAAACAGAAAGUUGAGCCACAUGGAGGCGGCAGCGGCGCUGUUACCCGCUGGAAUCCGCCGACCGCUCAGCCCGAGAGGCCGCUUAGCAUCGUAGACGAGUCCUGGGAGACGCUGGACCCCAACCCGGACUUGAGAUCCAUGUUCCUGGAGUUCAACGACAUGUUCUUCUGGGGGAAACUCAACGGAGUGGAGGUCAAGUGGAGCCCCAGAAUGACUCUGUGUGCCGGUGUGUGUUCUUAUGAAGGCCGUGGCGGACUCUGUUCGAUCCGGCUCAGCGAGCCUCUGCUGAAGCUGAGGCCCAGAAAAGAUCUGGUUGAGACUCUCCUCCAUGAAAUGAUCCACGCGCUCCUGUUUGUGACCCAGAACGAUCGAGACAGAGACGGACACGGACCCGAGUUCUGCAAACACAUGAACAGGAUCAACAAGGCCAGCGGGACCAAAAUCACUAUCUACCACAGCUUCCAUGAUGAAGUCGACGUCUACCGGCAGCACUGGUGGCGAUGCAAUGGGCCCUGCCAGAACCGCAAGCCGUACUUUGGGUAUGUGAAGAGGGCCAUGAACCGGGCCCCGUCCUCUCUGGACCCCUGGUGGGAGGACCACCGGAUGUCAUGCGGUGGAACUUACAUUAAGGUCAAAGAACCUGAAGGAUACGGGAAAAAAAACAAGAAGACCUCAGAGAAGAAGACAGCAGGAAAUGGGAAGCUUUCAGAAACAGUCAAAGCUUCUGGAUCUCAGGACAUCAGGAACGUCAUCCCUUUCAGUGGGAGAGGCUUCCUGCUGGGAGGGAAGUCCCAAAUCUCCUCCUCUUCCUCUCCAUCAGUGCCUUCUUCGUCCAGCUCCAUCUCCUCUCCAGUUCGCUUUGGCUUAUCGGAUCAAACCAACUCCAUCUCAAACGCCCGACCCUCUUUCGGAGUAAAACCUCCUGCGAAGAGAUCCGUCGGAAACACCAGAGUUUUUGCCAACGUUAACGGCUCGCCGGUUAAAGUUCCCAAAUCUCAGGGAGAGAGGAUGAAACAAGCUUCCAUUCAGGAUCUGUUCAACAGCGCCACCAUCAGGAACUCAGGAGAAACCACAGAGACUUCCCCGUCCUCUACAUCCAACUCCAGUUUGCAGCUUUCGCCUCUAAAACCAGCAGCACCUGAAGGCGGCGCUGCAACGCCGGCUCAGUCCAAGUAUUUCAGCGACUCUGGCGUUCAAAAUGGAGGUCAGUCGUCGAGGAAACGGUCGCAGGACGACCGAAGCAGCUCAGCCAGGAUCUUUGAUUUCUUUGAGAAGACAUUGAGCAGCAGCUCAGCAGCAGCGAGGGAGCCAGGAAAGACGCAGCCGGCGUCUGCCGCCACCUCAACAUCACUUCACAGCGGGAGCUCCUCCUCUUCUUCAUCUUCUUCAUCUUCCUCAUCUUCCUCCUCUUUGGUGAUGAUGGUCAGCUGUCCUGUCUGCCAGGCUAAAAUUCAGGAGCAAAAAAUUAACGAGCAUCUUGAUUCCUGCCUUUCUUGAAUGGCUUUCAAAUUAAAAACUCUGUCACAGAUUUUAGGAAUUUAUACAGAAGAGGAUACGGGCCAAAAAAAAA
Messenger RNA from Xiphophorus hellerii (green swordtail), 1948 nucleotides. It is a transcript of the gene sprtn, whose product is annotated as SprT-like N-terminal domain. Gene Ontology annotation, molecular function: metalloendopeptidase activity; polyubiquitin modification-dependent protein binding; single-stranded DNA binding. Gene Ontology annotation, cellular component: nucleus. The record is from RefSeq and is a predicted model, not a curated record. NCBI's taxonomy places the organism in Eukaryota, Metazoa, Chordata, Actinopteri, Cyprinodontiformes, Poeciliidae. Bases 262 to 1875 code for a protein of 537 amino acids. Gene Ontology annotation, biological process: DNA repair. The transcript is spliced from 5 exons.